AGUAGUCCUGAGGCAGGCGGCCACAGCAGGGCGUCGUUCUGUGGGUGGCCAGUUCCUCAAGAAGGCGAUGGACAAGAUGGGGCGUGUAGGACGCUCUAGCUUGGGUGGAGUGGCCAUGUGGCCUCGACGGGUCUAUAACCGCAAGAAGAGAGCUGGCGAGAGGCUCAACCUCACCCCAAAGCCGGACCUAGCCCUCCCUGGGAAGACAGAGGCACCACCAGGUCUGAAGGGAAAGGGCAAAGAGCAGGGACUGCGGAAGAUUACUGAGAAAGAGGAACUGAGCAGGCCCAGAGGUAGCAGCUCACAGCUGCCAAGCCACUUAAGUGUUACAGGAGGGGAAAGUCUGCAAGAAAAUAGUCCUGGCAAGGAGACCCCAGAUAAGAAGAUAACGACACUGAGUGAGUCAGCGACUAAUGACUUCAAGAUUGACAGCUGUUCAUCAAGCAGUGAACUAGUUUCAGGGCGAACUUUGGAGCAUGAUGUUUCCAGUUGUUUCCUGAGUUGUUCAGACACAGAUUCAUAUACAAAGAGUACUGAAGAGAGUAGAAGUAGCUUCUCAUCACCUGAGAUCUUCAGAGGAUCAGACUAUUUGGAUUGGGAGAAUCCCAAGUUGGAAGAUUACAAGACCUGCAAGAAUUCCACUCUUCUAGACACCAGCAAAGCAGUAGCUGUAGAGAAGGUACCACAGCUUGCAAACCUCUCAGCAAUUUUGAGUUCUUCUUCAGAAAACUAUGAGAAAUGCCAUAGAAAAAUAGGGAUGACAUUAGAAGCCCCACAUAUUUCUCCAGAACCAAAGUAUACUUCAAAUUUAACAUCAGAAAAUGCAGUGUCUGAGGUUAUAUUUGCUGAGAAAACUGGCCCUGCAACCAUCAAAAAAACAAAGAAAAAACCUGAAAAGGAAUCUGAAGAUAGAGGUCCACAAGUUCAAACAAAGUUAAGCUCUGGCCAUCUAGACAGCAAGGCUCCAUUAUCCCACCAUAGUUCAGCUCUUGAAAGUAUUGCAGUCAGGGAUGCUCUGCCACCUCAGUCCCUGGAACCUGUGUCAAAAAAAAGUUCCACUCCUCCCUAUAAGCGAAGCAAAGCCUUGUUAACAAGUACACCAUCUUCAGACACAGUUGACUUGGUGAUUGAUUUGUCUCCAGUGCAAAAUGUAUCUUUUGAAGAAUUAUUUCCAAAUGUCAGCAAUUAUGUUAACUCAAGUGAAGUUGUUCCAGUGUCAAGUUGGCAAGAAAGUUCUUCAAAUGAGUUUCCGUCAUAUGCAUCAGAGAUCUGUUGUAUUAUUCGGGCAUCACCAGGAACUAGACAGAUGAGAAGUAAAGAUACUGCUGUGAAGAAAAAGUAUUCUCCUCCUAAAGAUAUUCCUCCAGAUAUUAUAAUGAAGACAAAUGGCAGAACAUAACAGCUGUGACUGAAUUUUCACUGCAUUGAAGAUGUGAGUGUGAAGUAAAAAAGUCCAUAUAAGCAGAAUAUCUGCCGGAAAUUACAUAAAGUUCAAAACUCUCCUAUUGUUUAUGAUAAAUUGUGUGAAAACUUGCUAAUGUUCUUGUCAUUUUCUUUAGUCAGUUAAGAAAAGAGACAUUCUCUCAUAUGCUUCAUAUACAUGUAUUUGUACUUGAAAAUAUGGACCAACUAGGCGUCAUUAGAAGACCAUGCAGGCUGGAGAGUGCUCAUGGUUUAAGAGCUCUUCCAGAGGUCCUAAGUUCAAUUUCUAGCAACAAUACAGUGGCUCACAGGUAUCUGUAAUAGGAUCUGAUGUCUUCUUCUGCCAUGCAGGUAUACAUGCAGAGCACUUAUACAUAAAAUAUAAGUAAAUAAAUGUUUUAAAAAUUAAAAAUGAGACCAUGUACUAAAAUAGAUCGUUUUCUGCUCAUAAUAAGUUCUCAUGAGGGUACUGUAUAAAUUUCUUUGUUUUGUCUCCAGAUAUGUCCUUUGUAUGGAUCAAAAG
Mesocricetus auratus (golden hamster) is the source of this 1945-nucleotide messenger RNA. It is a transcript of the gene Meikin, whose product is annotated as meiotic kinetochore factor. Lineage: Eukaryota; Metazoa; Chordata; Mammalia; Rodentia; Cricetidae. Gene Ontology annotation, biological process: male meiosis chromosome segregation; female meiosis chromosome segregation; meiotic sister chromatid cohesion, centromeric. Bases 68 to 1399 code for a protein of 443 amino acids. The record is from RefSeq and is a predicted model, not a curated record. The transcript has 14 exons. Gene Ontology annotation, cellular component: kinetochore.